This is a messenger RNA of Bolinopsis microptera, 5766 nucleotides long. RefSeq names its product serine/threonine-protein phosphatase 6 regulatory ankyrin repeat subunit B-like. Gene Ontology annotation, molecular function: protein binding. NCBI's taxonomy places the organism in Eukaryota, Metazoa, Ctenophora, Tentaculata, Lobata, Bolinopsidae. The record is from RefSeq and is a predicted model, not a curated record.
GCUCAAAAAGGGGACAUCAAGUUAGUAAAUGAUUGUCUGGUGCAUAUAAACGUUAGGGACAAAUACGAUAGGACACCCAUUAUGUACGCGGCAUGGACUGAUAAAAUAGAAAUGGUUAAGCAUCUACUGAAUCUCGGAUCUGAUAUCAAUUUGAAGGAUAACAGUGGGUGGAAUAUCUUACAUCAUGCAGUGCAGAAAGCCUCUAUGAGAACUGUAGAAUAUCUUUGUGUCGAGUAUACCGCCGAGGCUGCUACCUCAUUAGUUAACGCUAAAGAUCCACACGGCAUGACACCCUUACAUAUGGCAAUCAAACGGGGCUCCAGUAAGGAAUUGAUUUCAAAUCUUUUUAAAAUAGUUGACAUUGAUGUAGAAAUCAAGAAUUCGAUGGGAAAGACAGCCUUGAUGUACGCUUUAGAGGUUAAUAGAAAUGACAUGAUAGACAUAGUAAACAUUGUAUGUCAGCACAAAAAUGUUUUCUCAGAAAAGGACGAUUACGGAUUGAAUAUCUCACAUUAUGCCGUGAUGAGUCACAAGUCGUUAGAGUUGAUUAAGUGUCUUCUCGGCAAUGGAUCGAUCAAUAAUGCUUCUUUGGUGAGCAGUAAGGAUAAUAUUAUGGUAACACCGUUUCAUCUUGCAGCAUCUGGAGGUAGCGUCGAACUAGUUUUAUUCUUGCUGAAAAUUGACAAAGUUGAUGUGAAUGUUAAUGAUAAUUCCGGAAAAACAGCGUUGAUGCAUGCAGCAAAAGCAGGAAAAACUGAGGUUAUCAAAGCCCUCAUUGCUGAUAACCGGGUAGAAGUCAACUAUUGUGAUAAAGCUGGAAGAACUGCGUUGAUGCAUGCAGCAAAAGCAGGUCAAACUGAGGUUAUCAAAGCCCUCAUUGCUGAUGACCGGGUAGAAGUCAACUAUUACGAUAAAGCUGGAAAAACUGCGUUGAUGCAUGCAGCAAAAGCAGGACAAACUGAGGUUAUCAAAGCCCUCACAACUGAUGACCGGGUAGAAGUCAACUAUCGUAAUAAAGCCGGAAGGACCGCGUUAAUGUACGCAGCAGAAGCAGGACUAACUGAGGUUAUCAAAGCCCCCACAACUGAUGACCGGGUAGAAGUCAACUAUCGCGAUAAGUUCGGAAAAACUGCGUUGAUCUAUGCGGCAAAAGCAGGACAAUUUAAGGCUAUCAAAGCCCUGAAAACUGAUGUCCGGGUAGAAGUCAACCAUCGUGAUAAGUCCGGAAGAACUGCGUUUAUGUAUUCGGCAGAAGCAAGACAAACUGGGGUCAUCAAUGCCAUCACAACUGAUAACCGGGAAAAACUAAACUAUCGUGAUGAGUUCGAAAGAACUGAGUUGAUGCAUGCGGCGGAAGCAGGACAAACUAAGGUCAUCAAAGCCCUAGCAAUUGAUGACCGGGUUAACCAUCGUGAUAAGGCCGGAAUGACCGCGUUAAUGUAUGCGGCAAAAGCAGGACAAAUUGAUGUUAUCAAAGCCCUCACAACGGAUGACCGAGUAAAAUUAAACCAUCGCAGUAAAGUCGGAAUGACCGCGUUAAUGUAUGCGGCAAAAGCAGGACAAAUUGAGGUUAUCAAAGCCCUCAAAUCUGAUGACAGGGUAGAACUCAACUGUCGUGAUAAGUUCGGAAAAACUGCGUUGAUCUAUGCAGCGAAAGAAGGACAAACUGAGGUUAUCAAAUCCCUCAUAUUCGAUGGCAGGGUAGAUGUCAACCAACGUGAUAAGACUGAAAGUACUGCGUUUAUGUAUGCGGCAAAAGCAGGACAAAUUGAGGUUAUCAAAGCCCUCAUAUUUGAUGGCAGGGUAGAAGUCAACUAUUGUGAUAAAGCCGGAAAAACUGCGUUGAUGCAUGCAGCAGAAGCAGGACACACCGAGGUUAUCAAAUCCCUCACAUCUGAUGACCGGGUAGAAGUCAAUUAUCGUGAUAGAGCCAGAAGGACUGCGUUGAUGCUAGUUUCUGCUCUUCUUCUGGCGAAGAAAGAAAAACAAUCUGAAGCAGCUUAUCAUUUAGUCGAUAAUGUGGACCAACUCGUAUGUUCAAUAGGAGACAAUUCUGGAUCAACUCCCCUAAUCCUGGCUCUUGAAGAAAAUCACAAGCAUUUGAUUCAUGCAGUUGUGAAAAAAAUGGGUAUAAAUAAUGAGGAUGUGAACUUGACAGAUGCAAAAGGGGCAACAAAUCUUCAUACUGGAGUGAACGAAAAUGAUAUUGAGCUGGUAAAACUGAUAUGCCAAAAUUCAAAUGUGAAAAACGUCAAAAACAACGAAGGUCUAACUCCAAUAGACAUUGCUGUUAAGAAAAAGCUUUACCCGAUCUUAUGGAUACUGGUGGAAAAUUUACCGACGGAAGAGAUAGAUAUUAACAAGUCGUACGAAGAAGGGGACACACUGCUUCAUUUCGCUGUGAAACAAGACAACCUUGAUGCAGCAAGGCGCAUCUGCUCCCUUCAUGGUGUCAAAUGCAGGGAAAACGACAGUGGCAUUGAUCCGUUACAACUGGCAGCAGAUUCAGAGAAUUUGUCAUUAUACUUCCUCUUGUGCAUCUACAAACUUCUCGGCACCAAAGUCGAUAUAAAUGAGCAAUACAGAGGAAAAAGAAUUAUCCAUAUUGCAGCGGAGCUUAGUGAUCUGGAAGAAUUUAACUACUUACUAAAAGAAUUCUCUAAUAUUGACGUAAACGCCAGGGACAGUGAAGAUAGGACUGCGUUACACAUAGCAGCAGCCAAUAAUGAUGUGGAUACCGCAAAAGCCCUCUGCAAAUUCCCAUCCAUUCAAAUCAACUUAGGAUCUCCUCUAUUGGCAGCUACUGAGCACGUAAACGUGGAUGUCGCAUUUUAUUUGCUCUCUCUGCCAACAAUCGAUUUGGACAUAAAAGACAGCGCUGGCAAUAACAUUUUCGAGAUAGUCUGUGAUCUUAUAGAAAGGAGUUCAACGGAACAAUCUGCCAGCAUUACAUCAAAGGGAUCUUCAAACCAUCAAUACGCCUCGUAAAAGCAAUUGAAGCUGUAUUAUGCGAAGUGGAUCAUGAUUCAACCCAAGAAAACACAGAAAGUGACGGCUCUUUACAUAAACCACAAAAAGAAAAAAUACCAGAAACCUUAAGAUUCUGCUCGAAUUUAGCCAUGAGAAUCAGUCAAUUCUGGCGCUGCUUCAGGACAAAAUCAAGGAUUUUUCAAGUUCUGAUGAUAAACAAGAUGUAGUCAAAUUCACGAUUGCAUCAGCAGUUCUUAACUUAAUAAUUGUCGGCUUGCAUAAAUAUGCCGACGAUGAUGAUCUUAGAUAUACUUUCUAUAAAGAUUUCAUGUACAAACCCUUAGUUGAGAUAUUUGUCAAUAUGCAAGAAAUUACCAAAAGUGAUCAUACUGCUACUAUCGCGGUAAUGAAGCUUGUUUAUUUAACAUUGCAAGCUAACGCAGACUGCCAGAUAUCAGAGAAGGAAUUUCUUAGAAAAGCCCUGCAUGGACAGCUUUACUCAGGGUUUAAGAGAACGAUCACAAGUUUAGCACAAACAGUGGACAGUGGUGAAAAAUGUAGUGACAUUCAGCUCAUGGCAAUGAAUAUUAACGAUACGUAUUUCAAGAAGGAAAAAGGAUGCUGUACUCAGGUGAGGAAAUUAUUCAAAGGCUGGGAGAUUUGGAUUGCUAAAAAAUUGGAAUUACACAAAUGUAGUGAGAGAGGCAUCACCACAUUACUUUUUCCUAUUCCAGGUGCAAUAACUCAUUUACUUGAUUUUGCUCUGGAUGUUAAAGUAGGGGUUGAAUCUCUACAAGGAUUUUCACAAAGGCUGGGAGGAUUCAUGAUUGCUUUGGCGAUUUCUACUCUAAUUCAUGAAAAUUAUCGGUCAAGUGUUGAGCUCUACAAAGCGGAAAAGGAGCGUCUUCGAGUCAGUCUUGGUAGAUUUGCACUAAAGGAAGAUGAUCCAGAUUGGAUUGAAGAAUCGUCCCUUAACUACAGUAAAACAUGUCUCAAGAAAUUCUUUCAGCGACUAUUUUGUCCGUUUAAGAUGAAAGAUGGUGAAAAGAAGAGAGCUCUACUAUUUAACAUCCUUACAACAUGUCAGAUGCGACCAGUGGUCGACCGCCUGAUGGUCUUAAUGCACUCUCCAUCGAAGAUUCGGACUGUUAUCCGCCAGAAUUCGACACAGAAGGUACUUAACCAGUAUUUCAUGAUUACAGAGCAGAUACCAGAGCUGAUUGUACAAUUUUAUCUCUUUCAGAUCUAUUUCAAUAACAUCGCCACCGAAGCAUUGUCGCCCAAAGAUGAUAGCACUGCAGAUAAUGCAUCACAACAUCUUGCUAACAGCACUGUUGUGUGCUUUGGAAAGUUGCAGACUUUUACUUACAAAUAUGAGUUUUUCCAAGGACAAAAAAACUUUUUAGGGAUCCAAACAAGUGCACCGUGGUAUCUGAUCAUUUCGAUGAUUAUCCCAUUUCUUAAAAUGCCAGCAAGCACAGUUUCACUUGAAGGGGCAUUUAGGAAAUUAGACCCACUAACCCCAAAGAUGUCAGGCGGAGCCUCCACUCUGCUUUACCUAACAUAUUUAAUCAUGAUCCCGUCUAGAUUGUUCCUCCAUGCGAGUCUAAUGCAAGCUACUCCAAACCAUUUCUUCAAUGUUGGAUGGAUCAUAUUUUUUACUUUAAUUUGGUUCAUCAUUAACUUUACAGUUAUCUCCAAAGAUCCUGUCUUCAAAGAAAAACAGCUCAGUCCUACAGCUAAGGUCAGAAAGGGGUUUCUGCUCCUUUUGUUCAGCUUUAGAGAUUUUUGGGUAAUCUCUCUGCGGGAUACGACAGCUUAUAUGUCCAACCCUUCUGAAGUGUCGUACAAAUCAUUAAGAAGCUACAAGAGGAUCAUGUUGAUAUCGACCUUUUAUGUUUUUGAAGGAUUGGCAGGUGCUGUGUACAUGGAGCACUUCUUCCCCUGCGGUACAAACUCUGAUGUGUUCAAAUACCAAGGAUGGUCAUGGUUGAUUUUGUACAUCAUUUCCUCAACAUGCCUGAUCCUACUGGCCUACACUUUACAGCCGCAAAUGUGCAACCGCAUUCCCAAAAGAUUCCCAAUCAAAUUUUUGUUCAUUUGUGGCUUUGGGUUGAUCAUGUUUCUCUCUGCUCCUAUGACAAAAUUAUUAAUUGAUGGGGACUCGGCAAUUAAGAUCACUGUCGUCAUCAUGUUCGCUCUGUUCUGCAUUGUCUGUGUUUUGGUUUAUCUCGGUCUCACUCACUGUGGUGAGGCUAAGGAUAAUACAAAGAAAGCUGCAUGCGAUGGUGGAGAGGAUGGUGGAGGUGAUGGUGGAGAGGAUGGCGGAGUUUCAGAUAGUUUCGAGAAAGAUGCUGGCCUCCAGACCCUAAGUGGAGAGGGUGAGGCUAGUAAACGUCUUUUAGAUACCUCAGUUUGAGUCGCUGAAUAUAAAGAUUUAAGAACAUUGACUCUUAAAAGCAAACCCUAAGGAUGCUUUGUAAUUAUUUUCUGUCUUACAAAAGUGUUCUGUUCUUUUUCGUGCUGAUUUCUAAACGUUUGUAAAUGAUUUUUAUUUUUGAAGUGUUUCGAAUGAAGUUUUCAGAAAAAUUUAGGGAACCAAUUAUGUUGAGCUGUGAGCAUUUAAAUGCUAAAAUUGCUAAAAAGAAAUUUUCAUGAUGACGUGUAAUGAUUUUUUGUCAUUAUUAAUUAAUUUUGUUGUACUUUUUGUUGUUUGAAGUUUUUAAUGUUCAGCCAAUGUUUUGGUACAUUUAAAAUAAUGGAUCUGUCUUCUCUGAUAUUGAAUUAUACUACUCA